AUGGCGUCCGCGCCGUCGACGCUCGGCACCGCCGCCAUUCUCAAGGGCAUGGCCGAUGCCCUGCCCGCGCACCCGCCCGGCGACGACUCGUCCGACCUCGCCAGCUCCUACGAGGCUGUCGCCUUACUCAUCCACGCAUACCUUGCCGCCCUGGGCUUUGAGCUCUGCGGCUUCGACGAGGACAAGCCGAUGGACUGCGCCAGUAUCGCUCCCCGCCUCCCGUCCCAGUGGAACGCCCGCUUCGGCUCCCUCGCUUUCGUCUACCGCCACAAGCAGUCGUCGAUGCGCUUCGUCGUCCGCGUCGACCGCAUGGGCGGCAAGGUCGAGGUCCGCGGCCUCGCCGUCGGCGCCGACACCAUUCACCGCUUUGAGCGCGCCGUCCGCGAUGUCGUCCGCUCCGACGGCCUGCCCCUCCGUGUCACCCUGGGCUCCGACGGCGCCGAGGACCGCUCCGACCUAGUGGACAAGAUGAAGGCGCUGUUUGUUUCAGAGCAGGCCAUUGUCGAUAUUCUCCAUGACCUGAAGGUCAACAUUGUCCAGAAGCUCAUCCCCAAGCUCCAGCGCGAGGGCUACGUCGAGGUCGACGACCGCGAUGCCCAGGAGGCCGCUCAGGCCGAGCGCCGCGCCCAGGAAUCUCGCGAUCCGAACCGCCCCUUCCGCGGCGGCGAGCCCCAGCAGCCGCAUCCGCAUCCGCAUCCACACCCGCUGCCCGAGCUCGCCCGGCCACGGCCCCUCGCCCCCGUCGGCGACUUCCCACCCCCCGGCUUCGACGACGAGUACGAGAUGAACCGGCCCCCGCGCGCUGGCGCCGGCAUCAUCCUCCCCGACGGCCGCUCCCCCUUCAACAUCGGCCACGACGACCUGAACCCACCGGGCCUCGGGCCCCACGACCCGCUGAGGGGAUCCUUCGUUCCCGGUGGCGGAUUGCCGCUCCCCGGUCGCCCCUCGGGCAUGCACCCGACGUUCGACGACCCGCUCUUCGCAGGCCAGCGCAGUCCAGGUGGGUUCGUGAGCGACAGCGACCCCAUGGCCGGCUACUACGACCCGCAGUCUCCCCCGGGCUCGCGCUGGGACCCUGUCGGCCCCGGUGGCGGUCCUCGUCACGGCGGCCCGGGUGGCUCUCGCGGCGGCAACUACCCCUUUGGCGACUUUGGCGGCGGCGGAGGCUACGGCGGAGGCGGCUUCGGUGGCGGCGGGCAUAUCAUCUAG
Molecule: messenger RNA, 1209 nt
Organism: Purpureocillium lilacinum
Lineage: Eukaryota; Fungi; Ascomycota; Sordariomycetes; Hypocreales; Ophiocordycipitaceae
Biological process (GO): proteasome-mediated ubiquitin-dependent protein catabolic process
Molecular function (GO): proteasome binding; endopeptidase inhibitor activity
Source: RefSeq, a predicted model, not a curated record